AUGCACCCGGAAGCUUUAGCGACCCUGGCAACCGAAGCUCGCACAGUGCCUGUCCUCGUCACGGCUGACAUCAAGGCCAUUGCUCCCCUUUCUCUGCCAUUGCAGGGUUGUUUACCACAAGGCACGGUGCAUCUGAACACAUCAACCAGAGGUCACGUCAAUAUCAGUCUCGGGUCACUGCACAAAAGUGUCGAUGCGGAAGCUUUUGAAAAAUACUCUGACACUGAAUCAGACAUGAGUGUACGAGUCGACUUUUCCAAGUAA
Messenger RNA from Dibothriocephalus latus, 264 nucleotides. The record is from the annotation of a GenBank genome assembly. Lineage: Eukaryota; Metazoa; Platyhelminthes; Cestoda; Diphyllobothriidea; Diphyllobothriidae.